AUGUUUUUAUUUCGUAAUAAAGUUUUAUUAGAAUUUACUAUAAUAAUGAACGGAACGCCUAAGCGUCUACAAUUUUUGCCACCACAAACACGUGAUAAUUUUGUUUUGCGGAUUAUUAAAAGUUCAUUUCAUGCAAUUUUUAUUUGGAUAUUUAAUGUCUACAAUUUUACAAUGUUAUUUGUUAAAAAACAAUACAGAAAGCAACAAUUUGUUAAAUAUAGCGUUAUUCCCCUUUCACCAUUAACUGCACAAAGACUUUGUAAAUUUUUUAUUUUUAUAUUUUUAUAA
This is a messenger RNA of Meloidogyne enterolobii, 288 nucleotides long. The record is from the annotation of a GenBank genome assembly. NCBI's taxonomy places the organism in Eukaryota, Metazoa, Nematoda, Chromadorea, Rhabditida, Meloidogynidae.